UCGAUAGUGUUUGGAAUAUAAUUUUUCCAUAAACAAAAAAUGGUUUUUAUCGAGACGUUUUUAAUAUUGAUAACUUUAAUAUCCAAUUCAAGUGUAAAUGGUUUUAAUAAUAACGAAAAAUGUUGUCCGCCGCAAGAGAUAUUUUCUGUAAAAGAGAGCUCCAGGUGUUUUAUUUCAUACAAUGAAAAUUCACCGGGCUAUUACGAUGCGAGAAACGAAGAUUGGGAAAUAAAAUACUUGAAAGAAUGUUUCAAUGUUACCUCACGAAAAUCCAGUUUCAAUUCAACGAUAGCGUCAUCGAUUACUUGUAUUGAUCUUUUGCGUAAUAAAGAUCUUUUAGAUGCUUCAUUUAUUCAUUAUUGUAAACAAGAUAGUAAAAAUAAUGGAGCUUCACUAGUGAUGAAUAUGAGAAAAUGUUGUCCCAUAGGACAACGAUAUGAUACUGAAAUUCGAGAAUGUAUAGAAUUUACAUCAGGCGAUUCAAGUAUUUUAAAAGUUUUAAAUAGCUUUAAUGUCAACGUCAACUUCUUAUCGAUUAUCAAGGGCUUUCCCAUUUGUAAAUACGCUAUAAUUGACUACACGAUUAGCCGCGACGACCAAUUAUCUUUCUAUAAUGACACUAUUAAGAUAUCAAUCUCAUCAAAUACUGGAUCUAGCAAAAUUUCUAUCAACGAAGACAAUUCAUGUCUUGAUUUUGGGUCAUCUCAAGAUACUUUUGUAUUAAGAACAUGCAGUAAUUCUGAAUAUUGCAAGCAAAAUGCUUGUUUACGAAAAUGUUGUCUAGAAGACGAAGCUUGGAUUAAUCAUCGAUGCAGAAAAAUAUCUUCUUUUGGAAGUUCACAUGCGCAUUUUCAUUCUGUGUUAAAAAAUGUUAUGGAAACUACUCUUUCUAAUACAACUUCAUUGGACGUUUUAAAUUCUACAGGCUAUGGUCUUAUGAUUGGACAGAAAUUCUGCAACGAUAGUAUGUAUCCAAUAAAACCAGAAGAAAAUUGGUCUAUUACUUCUCGGGGAUAUAUUUAUGUACCAAAACAGGAUGAAUACAGCUUGGAUGAAUACUGUUUGGAAAUGGUUUAUGGAAGUAAAGAUUAUAGUGAUGGUUUAUAUCCAUGUUUGUGUUUUAAUAAUGGUUAUCCGGAACCAAAUGAAGAAAUAAGCCCCCAACGAUUUACAGUGAAUGCAGUAUUAGAGUUGAUAAGUUGCACUUUUCUCUUAUUAACAUUCUUGGUUUACUUAUGCUUACCAUUACUGCAGAAUCUUCAUGGAAAAACUUUAAUGUGCCAUUUAGCAAGUCUUUUUAUUGCAUUUGCUUGUCAUGCCACCAUCACUUUAUCGUCGUUACAAGACUCAAUCGAUGAUGACUUUAUAAUAAAUAAACCAAUGUGUAAGCCUCUGGGUUAUACAAUGGCUGUGGCAUUCCUCGCGAGUUUUUCUUGGCUAAGUAUCAUGUGUUUUGAUAUUUGGUGGACGUUUGGCGGAUGUAGCGGAGCAGCUUAUGUGUCAAGUAGAAAAAAAGCUCGUAAAAAACGAUUUUUCUUUUAUUCUUGUUUCGCUUGGGGACUUCCAAUGAUUAUAUUAAUAGUUAUGAUAACCAUAGAUAGGACUCAAAGUAUACCCGAAGAUUUACGUCCUAAUAUAGGAGUUGAUUCAUGCUGGUUUGAUCAUCAUCUGAGUAGUUAUGGCGAAGUAAUAUUUUUUUUUGGGCCAAUUACUUUCUUGCUGAUAGUCAAUGUUAUUUUUUUUAUAAUGACUUUGAGAAAUUGUAAUCGUGUUAAGGCUGAUAUAUCGAAGUUUAUGAAAACAGAUACCGAUAGUCGACGAUUUAAAGCUGACAAAACUAAGUUAAUACUUAAUAUAAAACUUUUUGUUUUGAUGGGCAUAUCUUGGAUUUUCGAGAUAAUUUCAUAUGUAAUCAAUCAUUGCGCACCAGAUUUAAGCUGCCGUGUAGAACUAUUUUAUGCAUUUGAUGUUUUUAAUUGUCUUCGUGGUCUAAUUAUUUUUUUACUUUUUGUACUAAAAAAUAAAGUCUACAUUGCAUUAAUGCAUCGACUUGGACGCCGUAAAAUUAAUGCGCCAAUUAAUCAAAAGGCUGUCAAUCUUCAAGAACCAUACAAAAUGACAAAAUAUACGAGUUGUAGUACAUUAAUGUCGUCUACUGUUGACCGACUCAAUGCUCAAACUUAAUGUGUAAUUUUUUAUUUUAUUUAUUUUUAUUAAGCUAUCAUAAAUUUAACACUGUAUAUAUUUAUCUAUCAACAUUUCUUGUUAAUGAAUACUACAGUGAAUGAGAUUAAUAUAAUUAGCUAACAGUUUAAAAUCUCAGUAAAAAUAUUCUAUCCGACGAGAAGAAUAUGUCUCAAAAUGCUAAAUACCUUAACCAAGCUGAAGUUACCCUAAUUAAAAGUGUUGUAAUAUUUUAAGAUUUCAUUUCA
This is a messenger RNA of Cotesia glomerata, 2432 nucleotides long. RefSeq names its product probable G-protein coupled receptor Mth-like 10. Gene Ontology annotation, biological process: cell surface receptor signaling pathway; G protein-coupled receptor signaling pathway. The transcript has 7 exons. Gene Ontology annotation, molecular function: G protein-coupled receptor activity. NCBI's taxonomy places the organism in Eukaryota, Metazoa, Arthropoda, Insecta, Hymenoptera, Braconidae. The record is from RefSeq and is a predicted model, not a curated record. Gene Ontology annotation, cellular component: membrane. Bases 40 to 2184 code for a protein of 714 amino acids.